CGGUUUUCUUCACGUACCAAGGUUUUGUGACGCACGACCACCGGCCACCGAUCGGUCCGAUCCCAAACCCUUGGCGGCUAAGCAACCUCUCCCCCUCUCUCCAUGAGCCCGUGCUCUCCUCUCCCCCGACACACGCAAUCUCAGAAUCCAAAUCUCGCCGAGAACUUACAUCUCGCAUCGACGAAUCCGUUAGCCCCGCUUGGCAGAACGGUGGGUUGAUUUGUUUCGAUUUGUGCGAGAAGACUAGUUUUGUUGAUCUUCACUGUUUGUGGGAUAGAGAAGUAAAACAGGACAACACCGCCAAUCAGCUGAUGGGUCUAGUGUGGGAUUGGAACAUGUGUGGAGCUGAACUGAAGAAGGUUGAUGAAUCGGUUCUUCACACUGCCAACGAGGAUGGUGAAAGAGGCGAGGAUGAUGCCACAGCUCUCCCAGAGGAUGGCGGGGAUGGCUCUGAGGAUGUCGGCAGUGGCCCUGAGGUUGAUGUCGGUAGUGACCCUGAGAAUAGCGGCAGUGACCCUGAGGAUGGCGGUGGCCUGGAUGAUAGUGGACCAUUUGGCGGACGUGCGGUGCAAGUGUUGGCCAUUUGUGCGAACUUCCCUAUCUGCGAAAUCAUCGGCUCUGACUGGCAGCAAGCUCGGUACAUCUACGAGCGUCGCGAGGGGGAAGUACAAGAGGAAGGAAUGGUCGAUUUGGUGCUCACUGGGCCCCAUAAAAUUUUCAUGGCUUGUGGUUACUUCCGCGUGAAAGUUUAUACCGACCACGGGUCUGGUCCUCCUGUCAUCACAGAGGCGUGGGACGUUCAAGAAGACGAUAGAAUUAAGGAAUACACACGAACCAUCCGUGCAGGCCCUGGCAGCAAGUUGAAGAUCACAUACUUGGUGAUUCCCAAGGCCAUAGAGGCCAAUGUUGAGGUCAACUUAAAGUUGAAAGGCCUCGGUUCUAGAAGCCGUGCCAUUUAUGGUAAGAUCAAGGCAAGCGUUCCUCACUACAGGAACAAAAGCAUCCCGCUCUUCAGUUGUGAACGAGGGACAAGCUUGUCCUUUCCCUCUGGUUCCACAUCCAUUCUUCCGUUGAGCCUGUCUAGGAUUGCCGUGCCAUCUCUUUGGCAGCUCCGACUCCACAUACAAGUGGACCUGACAGUAAUCACAUAUGAUAGUCAAGAAGAGCAGGACAAGAAUUUGAAAUUCAGUCUAGAUUUCACCCGUGAAAUUGUGAGCCAAGAAAGAGAAGUCGAUGAUGAUCAAGUUGAAGUGAAGAUAGUGUGGGACCAGAUUUAUUGAUACUCCGUAAUUGGUAGGAGUACUCGAACUAAGACGUGAUUUAACUAGAUGACUAUGAAAUAAGUGAAGUGGUAGUCAUAGUUUUAGUGAAUUGGGUACUGUUUCUGUGUUGUAUUUUCCAGUUCUUCUCAAAAUCAUCUUGUGAUGGUUGUAGGCUUAUCAGCAUAGAACAUUUUGCCUUUUGGUUUCUACGAACUUUAGUUGUCUGUGCAUUGCUA
Lolium perenne is the source of this 1498-nucleotide messenger RNA. RefSeq lists its product as uncharacterized. Lineage: Eukaryota; Viridiplantae; Streptophyta; Magnoliopsida; Poales; Poaceae. The record is from RefSeq and is a predicted model, not a curated record.